This is a messenger RNA of Linum tenue, 423 nucleotides long. Lineage: Eukaryota; Viridiplantae; Streptophyta; Magnoliopsida; Malpighiales; Linaceae. The record is from the annotation of a GenBank genome assembly.
UAAGACCAGAAACUAGAACUCAUUUUUAUUGUGUGAUCGAUGACCAAAACAGAGUAAAACAUAAAGGGGAUACAUAGCUCCCAAUUCCCUCGAUUUAACAUGAAAGAACAACAACAUAAAGCUGGAAAACAGACCCAAAAGACAACAAUCGCCGAGACACAUAUCCAUCUUCUAAGAGGACGCUGCUGCAGCUUUGUUUUUAGCAACGAGGAGCUUAGCAAACUCGAUGAUCUUGUCGGUUUCAGGCAGGACGUCCUUCACAGCAGGAUCGGCCGAGAAUUUGUCCGCCCAUUUACACAAACCAGGCGUCUUCUCCUCGUCAAGAAGCUUCACUCCUCCCAGCAUCACUUGCAGAGCUCUCAGCCAUGCCAACAUGCUCCCAAACGCAAUGUCGAUAAACCCAAUCUUCUCCCCGCCGAAGAA